AUGUUCCACUGCUCACUACUUAGUCCAUUUAACCCAGUCUUGACUGCAUCGAUUGAUUUGCCUUGUGCAGAGACUUUGGCUAGGUUGUGGAACGUCUUAUCUCCGUUCCACCUCCAAACCCACUUCCAAGAGAACGUUUUCUUCGACGGCGCUGCUGCCGAACUCUCGUCCAAGCGUGCUGUCCUUUGCCUCCGCUUCUACAACAGCGACAACCGUUGCAUCGUUUCUCUUAAAGCUAAAGCCGUUAUUGUCAACGGCAUCAGCCGCGUCGAAGAGGAUGAAGAAGAGAUUGACCAGAGUGCUGUCCUCACUGUUCUAUGAGAGGAGACGUUGAAAGUAGAAAAACGACUUCCGCCGUUGUAUUGUCGAUUCGUCGGUCAAUUUUGGAGCGGCAGGGGGUUGGAAGCAAGCAAAUCACCGAAAAUAAUCGUCCCUUGCCGCGUAGUUGACGACGACCCGAAAUCACAAGAACCGAAUGGUUUCGGCAAGUUUUGAGCGAAAGACGAGAAGAUAACCGAACACGAUAGAAGUCAAGGUCGAAGACAAGAAAGAACUAGAAGAAGCCCGCAAGCGUGCCAGACUCUCGCUCCUGUUUCGUGGCUCUGAUACCAUGUAAA
Molecule: messenger RNA, 617 nt
Organism: Nelumbo nucifera (sacred lotus)
Lineage: Eukaryota; Viridiplantae; Streptophyta; Magnoliopsida; Proteales; Nelumbonaceae
Source: RefSeq, a predicted model, not a curated record